Epinephelus lanceolatus (giant grouper) is the source of this 8387-nucleotide messenger RNA. The record is from RefSeq and is a predicted model, not a curated record. Lineage: Eukaryota; Metazoa; Chordata; Actinopteri; Perciformes; Serranidae.
GUUAUGACAUCAUCCGGCACUGCUGACCAUGACAAGCGUUUGGGGAAGCAUGCAAACCGGUCUGUCAUGGGGACAAUGGGUUGUCAGAAGACUUUCAAGGUGGAGAAACUCCUGAAACAGUCUCAGUGGGAAGUAGCGUGGAGCCAGAGGCAAAGGUUAGUUACGACGAAGAGGAACAGCCUGAUGAGAGGCACAGAUAAGCUGAGAAAUGAAGUUUUGCCCCUCCAGCUCCCAGGUGUGCAGCGUUUGGACAGCUUUCAUCUUCUAGAGGACAACAGCGGAGCUCUGAGACUCAACCCGGAGACCCUGAGCCACCAAAGGCAAAAGCAGAAGUUACUGGAGACUGAGAUCAGCACCAGAAGGAAGGAGUGUGAAGCACUUGAGGCGGAGGUGAAGAAAAAGAAUCAAACAUGUCAGACUUUGGAGAAUGAGCUUCAAGAUUUCCUCCAGGAGAACAAACACUUGAACCUCCAGUUGUUUAACAAUAGCCACAAGGCAUCUGAGUAUGAGAAGGUGAAGUCUGAGUAUGCCCAGCUCAAAGAGACCCUUGGUGCUGUGACGCAGGAGAGAGAUUUAGCCCUGUGGGAGAGGAACCAGCUCCAAGGCAAACUGGAGAACCUAGAGCAGGUGCUCAAGCAUAUGCGCGAGGCUGCGGAGCGGAGGCAGCAACUAGAGUUGGAGCAUGAGCAGGCCUUGGCUGUACUCAAUGCAAAGCAGCAGGAGAUUGAAGUUCUUCAGAAGGCUCAGGUUGAGGCAAAAAAGGAACAUGAAGGCGCUGUCCAUCUGUUAGAGAACCACUUGGACAGCAUGCAGGCCAAAGUCCGCGAGCUGGAGGAAAAAUGCCGGUCUCAGAGUGAGCAGUUCAACCUCCUGUCAAAAGAGCUGGAGAAGUUCCGGCUCCAGGCUGGGAAGUUUGAUAUCCUCAGCACUGAACCCUUAACUUUAUGUGAAUCUCCUGGGUCGCCCAACAAAUCCCUCUCACAGCUCCUCAAUGGACUGGCUGCCCCCAUAGGAAAAGGCAAUGAGGCUCCAACAAGCAGAUCUUUGAUAUCUGAGUUCAUUCGACCCCUCCAGAUCAGUGGAGACAAGCCCGAGCUCCUCUCUGUCAAGCCAACAUUCCUCACUCGCGGUCGAGUCAGCAGCCCAGCGCGGGCUUUCCUCUCUGAGAUGGACAAAGAGCUCAGCUCAACUACCAGGUCCAAACCGAGGUUCACGGGGAAAGUUCGUCUGUGUAUUGCUCGGUACAGUUACAAUCCUUAUGAUGGGCCUAAUGAGCAUCCUGAGGCAGAGCUCCCCCUGGUGGCAGGGAAGUACCUCUACGUUUAUGGGACAAUGGAUGAGGAUGGCUUUUACGAAGGAGAGCUGCUGGAUGGACAGCGGGGACUCGUCCCAUCCAAUUUUGUGGAUUUUGUCCAAGAUGAGGAGACACCCUCUGUCCAGCACAGGGACACAGUGGCUAAAGAACCUGGCUACCUCAACCACAGUAGCCUGGGGCCUCAGAGACUGAAAGUGGGCACAGGAAUGGGAACAGGCAUAAGCAGCCUGCUGUCUGACGGUAAACUAGACUGUCUAAGCACCAGCAGCUUGGGCAUGGACCUCCUGGGCUCCUCCAGCAACGGGACAGGAACCUUGGAUGUCAGCAUUGACGAGGUCGGUGAAGACAUUGUGCCUUAUCCCCGCCGCAUCAACCUGAUUAAACAACUGGCCAAGAGCGUGAUUAUUGGCUGGGAUCCUCCUGUGGUCCCACCGGGCUGGGGCUCCAUCAGUGGCUACAAUGUCUUGGUGGAUAAGGAGUUACGCAUGAGUGUCCCCUACGGGGGCAGGACAAAGUCCCUUCUUGAAAAGCUCAAUCUGGCCACCAACACCUACCGAAUCUCAGUGCAGAGCAUCACUGACCGGGGCCCGUCAGACGAGCUCCGGUGCACUCUGCUCGUGGGAAAGGAUGUGGUGGUGGCACCUUACUACCUGCGGGUGGACAGCAUCACGCAGGUCUCUGCUGAGCUCUCUUGGAUGCCCAGCAACAGCAACUACAGUCACACCAUCUUCCUCAAUGGUGCAGAGUACGACAUGGUCAAGGCAGGGGGCUACAAGUACAAGUUCUUUAACCUGAAGCCCAUGACAGUUUACAAGGUGAAGGUUGUGGCGCAGCCGCAUCAGGUGCCUUGGCAGCUUCCGAUGGAUCAGAGAGAGAAGAGGGAAAUCUCUGUGGAGUUCUGCACUCAGCCUGCAGGGCCCCCUCUCCCUCCCCAGGAGGUGCAGGUCCAGUGUGGUCAGACGCCGGGGGUCCUGCAGGUCAGAUGGAAGCCGCCGCCUCUGUCGUCUUCAGGAACCUCCAACGGUGCCAGUGUGAUUGGCUACGCCGUGUGCACAAAGGGACAAAAGAUAGCAGAGGUCUUAUACCCCACAGCAGACUAUGUGACCGUGGAGUUAAACAGGAUUCAGUGUCUGGAGGCCAGGGAAGUCAUUGUAAGGACGUUAUCAACACAAGGAGAGUCCCAGGACUCGCCUGUGGCCAUCAUCCCGCACAAUCUGUUGGGCUCUCCACGCCUCUCCCACAGAACCACUGCGCCUCCCCACCCUAUGUCCCACCCGCAGCCCCACCCGGUACACUCACAAACCCAUCCUCCUUACCCGUCGACGUACCCCCCAAAUCAUCCACAGCCCCAGGUGCAGCCUCUGCCUAGAGCCCAGCCCCACACGCUGCCCCACGCACAGCCGCAUUCGCAGCCCAUCUGCCAACCCCCUCCUCAUUUCCAGCGCCACCCCAUGCCCAAGUCCAAACCGUUAGCAAGUGCCAGAGAGCCAGAAACCAAAGAGCAUGAGGUGGGACUACGGACAGCCCAGCCGUGGGAGCGAUCCCCCUCUCCGCUGCCUCCCAUGCGUGGACCCAACCUGGAGCCGCCGCACUUUCAGCCACGGCGAUCGCCCUCUCCUCAGAGGAUACUGCCACAGCCUCAGGGAGUCCCCAUCCCCAACACCAUCGCCAAGGCCAUGGCCAGGGAAGCUGCCCAGAGAGUGUUUGCCGAGGGCAACCGGGUUGAGAAAAGGAAUAUCUUUAGUGAGCGAGGCAACGCCUUGCAUCCACUCAACUCUGAUGAGGAGGAGGACGGCUACGACUCUCCUCAUGCGAGGAGAAGAGGAGCCUCGGUGGAUGAAUUCCUCAGGGGCUCAGAGUUGGGCAGACAGCACCAUCACCACCACUACAGCCACAGCGAGGAGUACCACACAGAGAGUAGCCGGGGCUCUGACCUGUCCGACAUAAUGGAGGAGGACGAGGAAGAUCUUUACUCUGAGAUGCAACUGGAGGAGGGCCGCAGACGCAGCAUCAACUCUCACAACACUCUUAAGGCAUAUUACAGGCGUCAGGACUUAGCCGAGGAAAGAGACUGCUGGGACCUCCAGAGGGAGGUGGUGAAGCAGAAGUCGCUCCGCAGCAAGCGUCUCCACAGCAUCCCCGAGGUGGAGGAAGAGUCGGACUGUGUGGACAGCAUGGGCCAGCGCCUGUGCUUUGAAGACGGCGGGCGGCCGGGGACGCCACACACUCAGCGACGGGCGUACUCCCAGGAUGGCCACAUCCACAACCAUCUCACCCCCAGCAAGAACUCACGCCACCUGCAGCGCCAGCGCUCCUCCCCUCGCUUCACCGACAGCCGCUACUGCUACAGCGCAGACGACCGCAGCUUGGUACGACCCAACCGCCAGAACACCAAGAGUCCUGACAGUGGGUUAGACUGCGGCAGUGAGGAAGAAGGCUCUCUAGGCCGGGGUUAUCGAGGGUACUAUGCUCACGGGAGCCCCAUGCGGGGACCCAUUCACAUCAUUCACUGUGAAGGCCCGGUAGAAAGGCGUGCACUGGCCAUGGGCCGUAAAAGAACUCUGACCCGGCAGUGCAGCGUAGAGGAGGAGUACUCUGACAUCCCAGUGACUGCAGCCAAGUCAGUACACACAGGUGACUUUAGGAACAGGGAGCACUUUGGGCCUGGUCGGGAUGGUGGGCCGCGAAACUACUCCAGGGAAGGGGCCCUGAGCGAGGGCAGGCUGAACGAGCUGGACAGGGUCUAUUACAGCCCCCACAGGGAGGCUAGGGCCCAGUCUUUGUCCAGGCUCAACCGGGACCAGCCGCUGAUCAUUGGGAACUCACCAUCACACGGAAGCGCAGAUCGUCUGGACCACUCAGGGAGGAGGCCGGUUCACAUCGGCAACCCCCCUCAGCAACGGCCCAUCCCAUCCAUUGAGAUCACCAUGGACAGUAACAGUGAGGGGAGUGAGGGGAACCUCUCACCCGUCAAGGAGGAUGUUUACUAUGGCAGUGUAGCUCGGCGCAGGAUAUGGCGAUCUAUGUCCUCAGAGGAUCAAUAUGACGGCUAUGGCGGGCGAAGGCACGGGCGGGGACGGCGCUCCGCGGAAUACUAUGAGGAGUCAGAGCCGGAGGAGAUGACCCGUGUGUUUGUGGCUCUGUUUGACUAUGACCCCAUGUCCAUGUCUCCCAACCCCGAUGCUGCUGAUGAGGAGCUGCCAUUCAAGGAGGGCCAGAUCAUCAAGGUCUUUGGGAACAAAGACACAGAUGGCUUCUACAGGGCGGAGGUCCGAGACCGAGUGGGUCUGAUCCCCUGCAACAUGGUCUCCGAGAUCCAAACAGAGGAUGACGACAUGAUGGAUCAGCUCCUAAAACAGGGCUUCCUGCCACUCAACACUCCUGUGGAGAAGUUAGUGAACUGUGACCGUUUCAAAGAUGGCCGCUCAAUAAAUCGCAGGUCCAGAAAGUCCAAGAGAGAGAGGAACAGACGGAGUGGCCGUCAACAUCCAAUGUCGACACGGAGAAUGGUGGCUCUGUAAGACUACGAUCCCCGAGAAAGCUCUCCAAACGUUGAUGUAGAGGCUGAACUGACUUUCUGUGCCGGUGAUGUCAUCACAGUUUUUGGUGAAAUAGAUGAAGAUGGCUUUUACUAUGGCGAGCUCAACGGACACAAGGGACUUGUUCCUUCCAACUUUCUAGAAGAAGUGCCUGAUGAUGUAGAGGUUUUUCUAACUGACUCACCAUCUCGAUACCCCCAGGACACUCCUGCACGGAUAAAGACCAAAAGGGUACAUGCUCCUUCGCAGUACUAGCCCUCUGUCAUCCAUUUACUCUUUUCAGUUCCCUCUAUCUCCUUUAGUACCGUGUCUGUGCGUGCGUGUGUCUCAUUGAAGUACAAUGGGAUUUCUGACUUUGGAGCAUUACACUGUAAAUAAAUAGAUGUCUAAGAUCUAUGAAGAAAAAAAAAUAAAACUUUAAGACUAAUACUUGACAGAGGUACUUUUAUUUUUCAUGUUUACUGCUGUGAAAGGGGGGAAGUUCUGCAUUGUAUAAUACAUGGAUCUAUUGUAUUCAUAAAGCAUUCUCAAUGAGAGUAAAACGGAGGGGGGAACGCUCCUGUGACUUUUUACUUGUUCUGUCAUGUCUUGAAAAACAGCAACACUUUUUGCACAUGCAUAUUUAGCAUUCUAACAGAUGCUUUAUGAAUAUAUUCUGUGUUUGAUCUCAAAUAAUUUCUAAUAGAGUAAAUAGUUUUGUUGUACUGAAAGAUGAACUAUGUAGUCUGUAGCGCAGCAUGUUCUAUAGUCCAGAUGCAUGAAUUCUUGAACAUUUUAUAUAAAGAUAAGUCUAGUGUAGUACAACUUUUGUAUCUGCUCCUGAACGCCUUGUUUUGUAUAUUGCUUUCUUGUAAAGUAGCACGCAAAGGUCACUUAGCCUAUGUUCCCAUUCAGAAGUAAUUAUUUAUUAAAUGUAAAUAUGUGAUGUUAUUUUUGCGUUAAACAAAUAAUGCAAUUGUUAAAAUAUUAAUAGGUGUCAUCAGAUAUUUCUUUCCUUGUGUUCUAAUUUGCCAUUGUCAUAGUGCAAACUAUUGAAAUGCCAUCACCAUAUUUUUUUUAUUUCUUUUCCUCACCCGCUUGGCAAAACAGAAGAAGAGUGUUCAUUUCACACCUUAAAGGCUCUGUUUCCGUCACGUAAGUGAGCAACUGAGGAUACCAAGAUUACGUCCCCUCGUCUAAUGCAGAUGACAUGGGUACCCUUAGUUUCUGGUUCCACUGGACAAAUCGGGUCCGCCCAGAAGAACAGGCUCUCCCACAGUGCGUCCACACAUCCCUGGCUCUGGCCCUGCCACCGUGGGGCCCGGCAGUCCCAUCAGGGCCCCACUGGACAUGUACUCCUCCAAAAAGAAAAAGGGACUGCUCUCCAAAGGGAAGACACUAUUGCAAAGACUUGGCGCUGUAAAAUAAUUCCUCAACAUACUUGGAGAGUGUCAUCCACGUCCUCAUAGUGUUAAAAGAAAAAAAAAAAAACUUAACAGUGGACAGGUGGCAUUUGUGAGCUUAGCAAAUGCUUUAUUCUUGUACAUCUGUUGUAUACUACAAUAUUUGUAUUUUGUUAACAGUAUCAGCUACAUCAUUUCAGUAACACAUUUCAUAUUAUGAUCCCGAGACCUCACGGUGUAGUAUUGAGUAUCUUACCUCCAAGUCUCUGAUGUUUUGCUGUAGACAGAGACCGGGCCUGAGGCAUUCUCCAUUUUGAACCUGGUCAAGUCUGACGGCACUUAACACACCACAUUGUGAGCCUGACCAGUGUCUCUGUGCGCAGAAUGUCACUCAAACACAGAGGGCUCAGUUAAAGCUCCGAAGAAAAAGAUGGACUUGCAGGGCCUCGACUUGAGCUUGUUCAAAACAGCCAGUCGCAUAAAUUGUACGAGAGGUUUGCAUGCUUUACUUCAGCACAUUCCCUCCUGACCCCUCGAGAGUGCAUGCAAUGUGACGGGCUCAGUGUGGAACCUGGAGCGUGCAGUACUUUAAUACGCCACAGCUGACUUGCUGUGUAGUAUACUGUGACAAAUCAGAAUUAACUCUCCUGCCCUAUCUCAACAACUCGUGAUAAGAGUCCCCCCCACAAACAAGUCAGACACCUAAUAAAACAAGCACAUACUGUACCUACUACAGGGUCUCUGCAUUGAAAUCAGCCUGAGUAGAUCAAACCUCCAUGUAUUUGCCUUACAAUCACACAAUGGUUAGUACUUUGCCCAGUAGAGUGCAGUCCCAUGCCUACUUUUCAUUUAUGUUGGUACUUCAUAAAAUCUGUUUGCAGAUGUUAAUCCUGACUUGUGCUGUGCAGGGUAUUGUGUGACUGUCGUGAUUUCCAUAGGACCAGAGCUUACACAUAACCGUCUGAGACUCCUGUGUUGACAUUGUCCAUCAUCUAUAGAUAAGCCCGAAAAAGAAAGUCUUUUUAAUCUGAAAAAACACAUGAAAAAAAGUCCAAUAUUCUCUGUAUACAAACUCCUGAGGCUGAGUGAAUGAAGGGACUUUUUUGAGUUUACUGUUUUUGAUGCCACACUGAUGCACAUCUGACUUAAAAUGACUACUCUACAAAAGGAAACCGUGACAUAAACAGAUUAAAGAACAAAUCUGUGAUAUAGCAUCAGCAAAUGAAGUCCUGGUAUUGUACUGCAUUUGAUUCAUAACAUGCAACACUUUUGGGCUUCACUCGAAGACUAAAGGUUUGACUGUUUUCACAGUAGUUAACAGUGAGACACAAGGCUACCUCUACGCUGCCCCUCAACCCUUCUAACCCAAAAUCUAAUAGAUCUGAAAUAUGUUUAUUCAAGCCAAUCUGUCAUUGAUGCCUGUUCAGUGUCCCCCGAGUUAGGUUGGUGCAGGAUACAAGUACUGUAUAUCUAUAUAUAUCUAUAUAUCUAUAUCUACACCUUAAUGUAGAGUAGUGAAUGUAUGAUGAAUUGAAAGCCAAUGUAUUUUCAAAGCUGCCCAAAAGGAUUGUGCAGAUGUCCGUCUUUGUGCGUGAAAUGAAACAGUUCACCUUUAUUUCCUUACACAUUGUUUUCCAUUUCAUCCUCAUGUAUUUAAAGGAAAAAAAAUCUAGCCUAUUUUUUCUACACAAAAGAGUUGAACUGAAACUGCCAAAAAAGAAUGUAUGCAAAACAUUCUGUAAUACUUUCUGUACAAUUCUCGGCCGAACAGCCAUGUUGACCUACGGUAAACUGAUGUACACCUUUUCCUAUUUAUGGACCAUGUCUUCAGACAUUGCUUCUAUUCAUUUUGAGUGACUGUUGCUCUUUUUGUACUUUGUCCAUUUGUAAAAUUGUUUUUAAAUGUUUAUACUUGAUUUUCAAACUGCCUUUUUUGUACAUUUAACUUUAUAAUCAAACAGUGCAAGCUUUCCCCAUGGUGUCUUGAAGACCAUAUUGUUUUAAAGUCUGCAAUUGUGUGCUAGCUUUAUGAUAAGAAUUAUCAGCCUAUAUUGAUGGUUACAAAUUAUUGUGUGGGUGUGCAUGUGCAAUCUUUUCUAAAGAAAAGAAAACUAAACAAAAAAACAUCUAAAUAAAUUUGAUAUUUUGUAA